This is a messenger RNA of Numida meleagris (helmeted guineafowl), 18718 nucleotides long. RefSeq names its product zinc finger protein 608 (gene ZNF608). Lineage: Eukaryota; Metazoa; Chordata; Aves; Galliformes; Numididae. Gene Ontology annotation, biological process: regulation of transcription by RNA polymerase II. Gene Ontology annotation, cellular component: nucleus. The transcript is spliced from 10 exons. The record is from RefSeq and is a predicted model, not a curated record. Bases 919 to 5439 code for a protein of 1506 amino acids.
UACUCGAAGAAAUCAGAUCUGUCAGGACGGGCGAAAAAAAUGCCACUUCCCAGCGAGCGGGCGGAAUCCAGCCCGGAUUUUCAGUCCUUUCUUCUCCUUUUCUCCCUUCCUCCCUUUCACUAAUUUACCCGAUGUUAGCACAUUCUGCCGGUAACACCCGGCCGCCUGUGGGCUGUCGCACGGGAUCGUUACUCACUGCUCAGGCGGGCUCCGGGCGCGGGGCUGAAGAUGGAGUGGGAAGUUGGGGAUAACAUUUUUAUUUUAUUUUUUUAAAUUACUUUGACUUAUUGCUACGAUUCCGUGCUUACUCAGGAAAGCAAACAGGCGCGCACGCAAAAAAAAAAAAAAAAAAAAAGGCAAAAAAAAAGCAAAAAAAAAAAACAACCAAACAACAACCAAAACAACAACAACAACAACAAAAACAGCAAAAACCUGAUGCUCCAGUUCUGACCGUGAACGCUGCCUACCGGCGUGCAGAGCUGUGAGUGAGGAACAGCGUCUUUUUUUUUUUUUUUUUUUUUUUAAAUUUUUUUGUAAGCGAGGAGGAAAAACCAAACAAACAAAAAAGGACCUCUGAUCCGAGUGCCAAAGUAGGGGAGAUGUGUCACUGACCGGUCUGUGCGGGCUGCGAUGGUACUUGCUGCCUACUGCGUGAUCGCUUGCUGUCUAAGUAAAAUGAGACACAGAGCUGUUGCUGAGACGAGUGGGAACAGCACUUUGAUUUGCUGGUUUAAUUAAAAAAUGAUAAAGGACUGAAGGAAAAGGUGGAUGUGGACCACAGGUUACAAACCUAGACACACCUGGAAAAGGAGGACAAGAAGAAUUAAAUUUAGAAAAGCCCAGCGGAGAUAAACGAAUGUCCCCACACCUCCAAAGGAAAGUUCAUCGGAUUUUUACUCUAGAGAUCUCAUCUUCAGGAUGUCAUUGAACACUUCCAGUACAGGAAAAGGUGUGGAUCCAAACGCGGUUGACACUUAUGACAGUGGCGAUGAUUGGGAAAUUGGUGUUGGGAAUUUAAUAAUCGACCUAGACGCCGAUUUGGAGAAGGACAGACAGAAAUUUGAGAUGAAUAAUUCUACCAGUACCACCAGCAGCAGCAGCACCAGCUCCAAGGAUUGUGGGGCUCUGGCUUCCAGUGGGGCUAAUACUACCUCAGCCUUAGCUGAUGGCCUAAAAUUUGCUUCUGUUCAGCCCUCCGCUCCCCAGGGGAAUUCCUCUCACAAAGAGACUAGUAAAUCAAAAGUGAAAAGGAGUAAAACUUCUAAGGAUGCUAAUAAAUCUCUGCCUUCUGCUGCCUUGUAUGGGAUUCCUGAGAUCAGCAGUGCUGGCAAGAGGCAGGAAGUCCAAGGGCGCCCUGGAGAGGCAACUGGCAUGAAUUCAGCACUGGGUCAAAGCGCGAGCGGUAACCCAAACGGCAAUAAUAACAGCACCAGCAGCACCACCGCCAUUGCCUCUUGUGGGAAAAACAAGGAGGAGAAACCGUGUAAAAACCAGGGCAGCCGAGGCGCCAAGCGGGAUAAGGAUGCGGGGAAGUCCCGGAAGGACAAGCAGCACGACCUGCAGCUGGCCCCCCCCAGCGGCCCCGGGGCCGGCGGCGGUGGCCAGGGCCCCCCCGGGCACCUUUACGGCUACGGGUCCAAGGGCGGCGGGGGGGGCGGCAGCCCCUUCCAUUGCGCCGCCGCCGCAGCCGCCGGGGAAGUGAGCAAAGGCGCCCCGGAUUCAGGGUUAAUGGGGAACUCUAUUUUGGUAAAGAAGGAAGAGGAGGAGGAAGAGAGCCACAGGCGAGUCAAGAAAUUGAAGACAGAAAAGGUUGAUCCCCUGUUUACAGUGCCUGCACCUCCACCUCCAAUUUCCAGCAGUAUCACACCUCAGAUUCUGCCUUCCUACUUUUCUCCAUCUUCAUCCAAUAUUGCAGCACCAGUUGAGCAGCUUUUGGUACGGACUCGUUCAGUGGGUGUAAAUACUUACGAAGUUGGAGUAGUAACAGAACCCGAAUGCCUUGGACCCUGUGAGCCUGGGACCAGCGUGAACUUGGAAGGAAUUGUGUGGCAUGAAACUGAAGAAGGUGUCCUGGUGGUGAACGUUACAUGGAGGAACAAGACUUACGUGGGAACGCUGCUGGACUGCACAAAGCAUGACUGGGCCCCUCCCAGGUUUUGUGAAUCGCCAACGAGUGACCUGGAAAUGCGAGGAGGAAGGGGCAGGGGGAAGCGGGCAAGGUCCGCUGCAGCCGUGGCUAUCCCUGGAAAUGAUACAAGUUUUACUGAGUCUAGAGGACUUCAGAAUAAGAAUCGAGGUGGUGCUAAUGGAAAGGGAAGGAGGGGCAGCCUUAACUCAAGUGGGCGCAGGACACCCCCAAAUUGCUCUGUGGAUGAAGUCAAAGCCAGCCCCUCAUCUACAAACAAGAGAAAAACUAAGCCUCCUAUGGAGCUAGACUUGAACUCCAGUUCGGAGGACACUAAGUGUGCAAAACGUGUUCGUACUAACUCUAGAAGCACUCCAACCACCCCACAGGGGAAACCAGAGACUACUUUUUUGGACCAAGGCUGCUCUUCUCCAGUGCUGAUUGACUGUCCUCACCCCAACUGUAACAAAAAGUACAAGCACAUUAAUGGACUACGAUACCAUCAGGCUCAUGCACAUUUAGACCCAGAAAACAAACUGGAGUUUGAGCCUGACAGUGAAGACAAAAUUUCAGACUGUGAGGAACCAUUGAGUAACACGGCACUUGAAUGCAGUGAACCAAGCACAAAUUUGCCAGGCUUUGAUCCACUAAAAGCACCAACAUCUCCUUCCUCUGUUUCUACCCCAGGGACCCCCAAGGGAAAAAGGGAACCGACCAGCAAUGGCACCAGUACAGUUAUCAGUUCCAAAACUGGCAAGAAUUCUGGCAAAAAGAAGGGUCUGAACAGUGAGCUGAACAGCCUUCCAGUAAUUUCUAACAUGUCAACCACACUGGAUAAUUGCUCUGUAGCAGAUGGCAAUUUGCAAACUGAAAUGCCAAAACUGGAGGCUGAAGGGUUAAUAGACAAGAAGAGUUUGAGUGAUAAAGGCAAGAAAGCUAAUAAUUGCAAAGUGGAUAAAAAUAUUUCCAAACUGAAAACAGCCAGGCCCAUUGCCCCAACGCCAGCACCGGCUCCUCCCCAGUUAAUAGCUAUACCUUCUACAGCCUUUACAACCAGCACUACAGGGACAAUACCAGGACUGCCCACUCUAACAACUACUGUUGUGCAGGCUACACCAAAGAGCCCUCCGCUAAAACCUAUUCAACCAAAGCCCACAAUUAUGGGAGAGCCAAGCACUGUAAACCCAGCUCUCACAUCACUCAAAGACAAAAAGAAAAGGGAGAAGCGAAAGCUAAAGGACAAAGAAAGCAAAGAGGGUGGAAGCCCUAAGAUGGAUUCUAAGCUGGGAAAGCUAGAGGAUUCAAAAGGGUCUGGGAAAGAUUUAUCUGGACAUUUUUUAAAGGACCAUCUCAACAAGAAUGAAGUGUUAGCUAAUGGACUUUCUGAAUCUCAAGAGAGCAGGAUGGCAAGUAUUAAGGCUGAAGCUGAUAAGGUUUACACAUUCACAGACAAUGCGCCCAGCCCUUCUAUAGGGAGUGCCUCCAGGAUGGAAUGCAGCACUUUGGUGAACGGACAAUCUUCAAUGGCGCCACUGCAUGUGUUGACACAAAAUGGUGCGGAUAGCGCUGCUGCUAAGACCAACAGCCCUGCUUACUCUGAUAUUUCUGAUGCAGCUGAUGACGGUGGCUCUGACAGCCGGUCAGAGGGCAUGAGGUCAAAGGCCAGCUCUCCUUCGGAUAUUAUUUCUAAUAAGGACAGUGUUGUAAAAGUACAUUCUUCAACCACAUCACAAUCGGCACAAGCGAAAGAGUCCCAUUCUCCCUAUUACCAUGGCUAUGAUCCUUAUUAUUCUCCAAGUUACAUGCAGUCUGGACAGGUCAGUGCCCCAGCAGCUGGAACCUGCAGUACCCCACAGGGACUGAAGAUCAAAAAAGAGGCAGAGGAAGAGGCUGAAAAGAAAGAGAAGGCAGAAGCAUCAGAUGCCAAGAAAAAUGAAAGCAGUUCCUCUAAUUUGCAGCCACAACAUCAGUCAGUAAUAACACAAAGACACCCUGCACUUGCUCAGUCACUUUAUUAUGGACAGUAUGCCUAUGGGCUCUAUAUGGACCAAAAGUCCUUAAUGGCCUCUAACCCUGCUUACAGACAGCAGUAUGAAAAAUAUUAUGAGGACCAGCGGCUAGCAGAACAGAAGUUGGUACAGACUGGGAGGGACUGUGAAAGGAAGAAUGAACCUCCCUUGAAGGAAAUUGGAAAGGAUGAUAAGCAGAAAAAUAUUCCAUCUGCAACUAUUUCAAAGGCUCCUUCAACUCCAGAGUCAAGCAAAAAUAACACUAAAAUAGGGUCUUUGGUCCCUAACAAAGGUGAGGAGACGAGCAAAUCACAGAUCCUUUCCAAUCACCAGCAGCAGCUUCAAUCUGACAGUUUCAAAGCCAAACAAAUGGAAAACCAUCAGCUCAUAAAGGAGGCUGUGGAGAUGAAAUCUGUCAUGGACUCCAUGAAGCAAACGGGGGUAGAUCCAACUACAAGAUUUAAACAGGAUCCAGAUACACGAACAUGGCAUCAUUAUGUCUAUCAGCCUAAAUACCUUGAUCAGCAAAAAUCAGAAGAACUUGAUCGGGAUAAAAAGUUAAAAGAAGACAGCCCUAGAAAAACACCUAACAAGGAAAGCUCCCUGCCUAACCUUCCUGUCUCAUUAGCAAGCAUUAAAGAGGAGCCUAAAGAGGUCAAGCGUUCUGAUUCUCAAUCAGUGGAUGAGAGCAAGACAAAAAACGAUGAUCGAAAGACUCCUGUAAAUUGGAAGGACUCUCGGGGUGCUAGAGUAGCAGUUUCCUCACCAAUGAGUCAGCAUCAGUCAUAUAUCCAGUACUUGCAUGCUUAUCCUUAUCCACAGAUGUAUGAUCCCAACCAUCCAGCCUAUCGAGCAGUCUCUCCUGUCCUAAUGCACAGCUAUCCUGGGGCAUAUCUCUCUCCAGGAUUUCAUUACCCAGUUUAUGGGAAGAUGUCAGGGAGAGAAGAGGCGGAGAAAGUCAAUACCAGCCCAAGCAUCAAUGCGAAAUCAACCACUGAGUCCAAAGCACUGGAUUUGCUCCAGCAGCAUGCCAGCCAGUAUCGCAGCAAGUCCCCUGUUCCCGUGGAAAAAUCGGCAGCUGAGCGUGAACGGGAAGCAGAAAGGGAGCGAGAUCGUCAUUCACCGUUUAGCCAGCGACAUCUCCACACACACCAUCACACACAUGUUGGAAUGGGUUACCCGCUUAUACCUGGACAAUAUGACCCAUUUCAAGGAUUGACCUCUGCUGCCCUUGUUGCCACUCAGCAGGUGGCUGCGCAGGCAUCUGCAUCUGGUAUGUUUCCUGCACAAAGAAGGGUGAAUUAAUGGAAGUUAGAGCUUGUUUAUGAAGUCGAUUCCAUUUCUCCCGCCUUGUGAAUACUUAAUACAGAAGGAUGAAUUAAAGGUCCUCAGCAGACAAGCACACUUGGAGUUUUUAUAUUGCUAUGAUGAAUCUGCCAUUCAUAUUGCUAUGAUUGUUUUAUUUUUAUAGACGUAAAGUCAGUUCCCUUAGUGAGUAGUAGUAAGGCUUGUGGGUUUUUAAUACACAUUAUUCGUCUGUGGCUUACUUACAUCCUGUUCUGAACACGUUCAGAAGUCUCACAGUGGUGACAUACUACAAGCUAGCUUCAUCAGAAAUGGGCAGAAGAGGGUGCUUUUUUUGGAGAUGGGGAUAUUGUGAAUACAGAACUCCUGAAAAAUAAGUGCCUUAUACUUCUAUAUUAAAAGCGUAGAUGGCUUUUGUAUUGAAAUAUGCCGUUGAUUUCUUUUCCGUCUAGACUGCUAAUGCUUCUGCAGCAAAACAGAUCUUACAAAUUCACACGAUCUGAGAUUUUGAUUUAGUGUGGUUUAAUAUUGUGUUGUAGGUAACUGGAAUGAAUUACUCUGAUUGAUGCAGGGUAAGCAGCAGCUAAAAUAGUAUUUAAUGUUAUAGCUUUAUUAUAUCCUUGAAACCUGUAAGAGAGGCUUAUGGGCAUUGCCAUUUAUUGUUUUCUUCCACUAAGGUUAAUUUUUUUCCCUCUAUCUUCUUAACUUUCCUUUUGAUUUAAUGCUUGCCACUUCCUUAAAGGCUAUGCAACUGGUUCAGUACUCCUCAAAGCCAAAAGUUAUUCAGCUGCAUGUCCAAGCUUGGCAUGCAACUGCUGUAAUCAUUUAAUCCCUGUAUAUCCAAAUGAUGAGCAGAAUGAAACAGUGAUAUGAGGAAGGCAGUUUACAAACCUGGGAACUAAGGGCUGCAGAAGCUGGCUGCUGGCAAGGGGCAGCUGAAGCAGUGUGGUACAGAUGUACCUGUACACUGUUUUCCAUAGGCAGGGCUUGUACUCCUUGUGCCUUGCAACUCACAACCCUGCUACCCUGCUCUUAUAGCAGCUACUAUCAAUGAACCUACUCUGUCUUUCAUCCAAAUGUUGCUAGACUUCUCACAGAGAUGAACUAGGGCUUUGGUAUUACACUUACUUCUCUGAGUUUCUAAUCUGUCCAUGCCAUGCAGCUAGAGGAUUGAAACAUCUCAUCAGUGGGAGCCCACCAUACCAACCCAAAAAACCCAGCCAGGGAGCUAUUGCCUGUGAUGCUUACACUGGGAAAAAACAGCUGUGAAUCGAGAGGCGGUAGGUUGUUUUGUUUUGUUGUUGUUUUUGAUCAGUCUUUUAGUUUUAGAGGCUGAAAUAGGAUAGAGAUCUAACUGACAAUUGGAUGGCUUGCCUAGCUAGACUGUUGAAAAUUGGGCCCAAGAGAAACAUUUUUCCAGUUUCAUAAGUGGCCUUGGUGAACAUCUAAGGACUCAAAGAGCUAAUUUCGUGCUGUCUCUUCCAUCCCUUGCUUCUGAAGGAUGUGUUGCUUGGAUGUAAUCAUUGGGUUAUAAGUCUGUGACAAAUGCUGGCAGUGCAUGAGCCUUCAGUAGGUGUGAAAUGAGAGAACACGUGAAUCCAUAUUAGAAUGCACCAGGUAUUGUUGAUUGCACAAACACUGGCAUAAAAAAAAGAGCUUCAGAAGUGCCCUUCUGCAGUUCCCCAGCCCGGCUGUUGUCAGGGAGUGUGAAAGAAUCGUGCAAGAAAUGUAGUGCUUAUUUCCUUCUGGCAUCACAGUCUUGCCACUGUUUUAUCACAACUAACAAAUGUACUGUUCUCAUCAUUCUGCCUCAGAAUAUCACUCUUAAUAAUCACUUGCCAUGCUCUCUUGCUCCUCUUUCUCUUCACAUCUCUCUCCUACUCUCCUCUCUACUUGAUCACUUAACAAGCUCUCAAGCUAUCUUCCAUUUGAUACCAUCAAAACUCACUCUUCCUGUUUGUGCAGCUAAAAACCCGCAUAGAAUUAUGAUCUCAACCCUUGAUUACUUCUCUCCUUUCCUUUUAUCACCCUCCCUUUCUGAGCUGUGCUUUUGAAUAUAUCUUUUGCUGCGUUAAUGCAUCCUAUUUCUCUUCAGCCUAAAGUGCUGGGGACAGAACAAGUCUUGCUUCACUGUCAUACAGAACAGGUGAUAUUUCUAGUCCCUUCUGAAUAAUAGGAAUGGAUGGUUUUAAGAUAGCAUAGAUGACAGUGUAAGAUGCCUUGAGUAGCUAGAGCAGACCAUUAUUAACAAGGUGCUUAAUAUAACUAACAAAAGACAUUACAGUUUUAAAGGGAAAUUUGAGACCGUCUAAUGCCUCAAAAACUGGAAAUAAUAUCAAGCCCAUAGAAACAGUCUGAAGGUGUAACUCUUUGAAUCAGAGAGAUAUGGAAGUAUACAGUCAUUGCUUAAUGAACCAGCUUUGCUUUUCUUUAGAAAGAAAAUUGUUCAUUUGUUUCAGUCUUUGGCUUUUGCAUAGCUUUCUGUAUCAACACUCUGUAACAUCACCAUGAACUAUGAUUUUCCUUGAUGGUUUUACUUACAUUAGGAUUUCCUAAGUUCACAUAGCUUUAGCCUUUUCUUUAAGGUUUUGUUUUGUUUUGUUGUUUUUGUGGGGUUUUUUUUAGCAAGUCCUACUUCUUACUUUUACUGAGAAAUGCAUGAGGAUUUCAUUCAAGAGAAGACACGUUUGACUCUUGGAAGCAGCGUAAGCUACCCAAUUUAAAGAGGAAAAACCCUAGGUCUUGGUUUCUACCAUUUUCAUCAUGUUCUUCACCCCUUUCUUUAGAGCAUGAGAUUUAGAAAGUCUGUUUUUCACAGAAACUGGAAAACAAAAAAAGUCUAAUAUCCUAUAUGUGUUUUUCAGCUUCAGUUUCAGGACACCCAGGGACCAUUCUGCUUUAUCAGAGAGCACAGAAAGUCCCUUUUGACAUUUCCACUGUUUUUUAGCAGCUCAGUCUGUUUAUUCUGAAGAAGAAAGCUUUUCAAGGGCACUAUUUUUCACCUUCUUAACCAUUUCAAGUAAAUUUGAUGGUUGUAGGGCACCAUUAAAAUCCCUGUAGUGGCUGUUAGUAAUUGUAACCAGCUUAAUAGUGUUCUCAACUCUUAAACUUCUUAUCUAGGCUGAUAAAUGAGCAAACUUAAAGAUUUUGCAAAGGUAAUUAUUAACUUGCCACUUGACAAUAUUUAUCAUGCAGCAAAGUGGUUAUUCUCCACCAUAAUUUUGUAGAAAAGUGCUCUGGGGACUUUGAAAGCAGAUGUUAUUAUAGAGAAAUGAACUGCUAUAGAUCAAGCUGGUGACUGUAGUUCUGUUUCAGUAGCUACAUAGUAUUUUCUGCAGCCUUGUGAAGUAUUUUGAGGUGGUAUAAUGGUGUAUGCUAGUUUACGUGAUUGCCAUUGUUUGAAUUUGCUGGUGUAGAACUGUGCUUGUUGGUAGUUUUCAGCAUAAUGCUUCAGGAUUCCUUUGUGAAACUGAAUUGUAUAGCAGUGCCUGAUGAAAAAAAGAACUAAGUGAGGAAGCACUGAUUCUCUGAAAGCCUAUUUAAGCCACGAGCAGAAAUUUCAAGGUAUACAUCUUGACAGGGAGAGUAAAUGGUUGCAGUCCUUGGCUAGAGAGGAUGGAUGGGACCAGGACAGACCCAAGGAGUCCCUGCCCCACCUUGGAUGUGGUGAGCAAGGAUGUGCAGUUUGCUGCUGCAAGACUUGCUUUGGGACUGUUUCUAAUAGAAGAGCAUGCAGGAAAUGUGCUUCAGUUGGGCCCUUGUUAGUAUUUUCUUAAUUAGCCCAGUGAAUGUUGAAAGAGUGGAAAUGAGAUGCAGGAUAAAUAGCCCCUAGUUUUGCUGAUCAGAGAACCUCCUUGGUAGUACCUGCUGCAGUUUACAUUUUCUCGCUUUUAUAAUACUUUUGUCCAUGUGACACUAGAGCUAACUUGAGAGAAGAAGGGAAAAUUCUCCUCUCCCCUUGCAGCACGGUGACUGAAAGGGACAAGAUUUGCAAUUAGUUUUAAAAAGAGCUGGCCUUUGGUGUGUGUGCUCAAAUGGAGUAGCUUCUUUGAACAGAACCGGUUUCUACUUGAUAAGUCUUUAUUCUCUCUGCUGGCCACUUCAGAAACCUGUCUACCUUCUUCCCUUGGGUCUCUGUGUUUCCCAGGCGACAGCAGAAGGAAGCAGAUCAAGGGCUAGAUGGACUGCAGGGAUGGCCUGACAGUUCUGCUUUUCCAUUGCUUCCGCAUGCCAGAGCAAGGCUUUUGUAAUUCUUUUUGUCCACACCUUUCCCUGCCUCUGUCACCAGGUCAGUUUUAAGUGUUUGCAGUGAUAAGCCCCAUCAAGCCACUGAUCUUUAAGCGGAGCUCCAGACAGAAAAGGUCAUUAAAAUGUCAAUGACACAAUAUGUCUCCCAUGCCCUGCUUUGGAAUGUAACAGUUUAAUACCAGGCUUUGCCUCGAGUAUCUGCUGAGCCCUUUACAGGUCUUCCUGCUUUCAAAUGGACUGGUUUCCUUUAACAGAGAUAUUGCCAAAAUCCUCAGCCUCUGUAGAUGUCUUGUGACUUACUGAUGUCGGAUGCCCACUUUACAUUUUAUGUAUUGUGGUGAUUUAAUACUGAUGAGCAGCUCAGCACCAACAUGACAUUUUCUCACUCCCUUUCCUCAGAAGGGCAGGGGGAGAAAAUAUGAAAAAAGUCUGAAGGAAAAUUACAGGGAUAUUGCUCCCCAGUUACCAUCAUGGGCAAAAGAGAUUUUAGCACAAGGGGCACUGGUGUAAUUUAUUACUGACAAAUAACAGACCAGAGCAAUGAGAAGUAAAAGCAAACUGAACCACCUUCUCCCCAUCCACCCUGUUCUACCACCUCCCCACAAACGCCGCAGAGGAACAGGGGAUGGGAGCUGCUGCAGUCAGCCCAUAACACUCUGUCUCUGCACUCCUCCAUGGUCAUUCUCUGCCCAGGUGGCAUGUGGGUCCUUUCCGCAGAUACCAUCCUUCCCAGUCUGAUCCUACAUCAGCUUCCCACAGGCAGCAGCUCUCCCAGCGCUGCUUGAACCUGGGGCCACCCUUCAGGCGCUGCUCCCCAGCCCUCCUGCCGCCCCAUGGGCCGCUCUGCUCGGGCUGCAGCUCCAACACGGGGCUGCUCCUGCAGGGUGCCCAUGAACGUACCUCCUCCAGGCCGCCUCCAUUGCCACACCGGGGGCUCCUCUGUGGCCGUGCGUGGAGAUGUUCUCUGCGCGGUGCCCGUGGGCUGCAGGGAGCUGCUGCUCGGUGCCUGGAGCACCUCCCACCCUCCUGCCCCUACCUCAGGGCCGACGGGGCUGCUUCUCUUACAUGGGUCACCCCUCUCUCCCAGCUGCUGUUGAGCAACGGUUUGCCCUUUCCUAAACCUGCUGUCCCAGAGCGCACCCAGCGUUGCUCAUGGCCCAGCUCUGGCAGCACCAGGUCCCUUUUGGAGCAGCUGGAGCUGGCUCUGGUCUGACACGGGGCAGCGCUGGCUCUGCUCACAGAAGCCCCUGCAGCACCCUUGUUACCAAAGCUAGGUAGAUCAUUUGAGAUAUGUACAGAAAGGGGAGGGCUGCUCCUGAUGGGUAGGCAGGAGGGGACUCUUUGACAUAGAGGUGACCAAACCAAAAACUGCUGAAUCUGGCCUAAAGAUUCCAGUGCUAAACUCUACUGAAACAGGAGAAUUUGGAGAGUCACAGCUCCAGAAGGGUCACCCAAGCAGCAUAAAGAACUGUAGCACUACAUGAGUCACUAACCAAGGGUGUAGAUAGCAAGCACUGAUAGUGGGAAUUGCAGUGCCUCUUAGUAAAUAAAGCUCUGGCAAUGGACAGAUGGAUAUUCUUCCCACAGAUAACAUGGCGCACACGCCUUUAGAGCCAGUCUGUCACGAGUGCUCAGGCACCUGCUGCAGGCUUACAUGCUGCUGCUGGCUUAUGAGCUGCCAUCUCGGUACAGUUUGAUUUCUUCAGUGGCGCAGGUUUGCAGCAGCAAGAGACAUGGUGUUUGUUAUCCCGCAAAUGAUGGAACUCACUGAGUCCAAACAACUUACAAAAGAAGCAGCAUAAAGCAUGAGGUAGCUUGCAAGCUCAAGCGUGGCCAUGACAACUUGGUCUAUAGAAGGCACUAUGCUCGUUACAUACCUAAAAUGCAAUUCCCCUAUCUCCAAAAGAACAUGAUUUCUCUUAUUUUUGAACUACUAUACACCAAGGACUGGUCUAUUCAGCCUGCCAUGUGACAACAGGAGUUCCUGUUCUAUAGAGAAAGAGAACAUAAUAGCAGAGUAGAAUAUUAUCAGCCAGGAGAGUCUAUCCAUCAAACCAGAGGUGUAUUUCUCCAUUUGCACUCCCAAUUGUGGCAGUAAAUUGAAAGCUUUGGUUCUCAGUUUUCUUGUUAAGUAGAUCAAUUCUCAUAUUCUUUUGGGGCAUAUGAAAUGGCAGUAUUAGAUUACUAGCCAUCAGUAAGAAGGGCCUUUGUCUUUUCUCGUUAAUUGGCUGAUACACAUUUUAAGAAUCCAUCUUGAGUGUUUUUCUCUAUAGGAAGGGUAUUUCUGCAAUGAGAGAUGAUAGUUUUGUUCCUACUAGAUCUUUUAUUUUGGCUGCGGUAUUUUCAAACAAUUAGCACUUCAGCAUGCAGCAUAGAUAAGGGGGGUCUCAGCUGAAUCUUCAGGACAUAGUUUUUCAUAUGUUUUCAAAAUUAGUAUCACACUUUCAUAUUACUUAUCACAGCAUUUGACAGAGCCAGGCUCUUUUCAAUGGUGCCCGGUGGCAGGACGAAGGCCACAGCAUGAAACACUUUACUGUGUGGAUGACAACAAGCACAUGGCAGUGGAUGAUGAAUAAGUGUAAAGCAAGCACAUGGCUCUGGGAUGGGGGAGGCUUUAUCGAGGCAGCUUAGAGCAGUGCUGGACCAUUUUGCCAUCUAUCUCCCUUUCACACACCCACACCCCUUUCUAGACUCUGUUUGCCCCUGGUUGGUGUAUUUACUCUCCAUUAGUCUGCAGUGUUAGCAUCAAGGUUGGAUGCUGUUCUUGAAUCAACAGUUGAAUCCCGCCUGUUCUAACACCAUCAGGAGUAAAUUGCUAGCUAAUCACCAAGGAAAAGAGACUUGAAUAACAAGUGGUUCUCUGAGAAGUGCAGCUAGUAAAGACCAGUUUUCAGUUUUUGGCUUUCUUGCCUAUUCAGACUCUCAGUUGUUCAAUAACUAGUGAACUUCUUAAUAAUUCCCUAAAUGAGGCCACUACUAGGCUGUCUCUCCUAUGCCUGUUUACAAGUUCUUGUAGAAGUAUAGGUCUUUUGAAGGAUCUGUCUGCAGUUUAAUUGCAACAGUCUCGAAUGUUAUGUGCAAGGGAAGGGCUACACAUGGUUUAAUCACAGGAACUGUAAAUGAGAGUUGUGUCAGGCUCUCCUCUUGUGUGUGUCCCGAACAGUCAAAGAGGCAAACAGCCUAAAGGCAGCAGUGAGUGUAACCACAUCGUUUCCUCUCACAGCAGCGGGGUGACUGGGGCUUCUGUCAGGCCCUGUCUGUGAAACUGCACCAUGCUCUGCACCACGAGUUCAGUGCAGAAUGUCUCCAGGGACCACAGCUGUUGUAAAGAGAAGUAGCUGUAUUCUUGUUUGUUCGCUUAUACGUGUAAAACCAUGAAUAACAUGGGAAACUGACAUAAGCCUGGGUAGUGACUCUUGAUCCUAAAUCUGUCAAUAGUCACAAGAAUGAAUAACUUUGAAUUAGUCUGUUACAGAGGUAUUUAUGUAUUUAGCGGUAGGUUUAACAUGGCCUUAUUACUGUGACAUAAGGAACAGAUGAGUCUGGAUUUAAGAAAAGCUACGGCCAUUAUUUUUAAUGCUUCUGGGUACCAACAAACAGCAACGAAUUUUUCCACUGUUCAAUAAUAAGCUAGUUCAGAUACAAGGAAAGAAGAAAGGAUUAUUUUUGAAAGCUGCAAGUAGUAACAACAUAAUGGUUUCAUUAUCUAAAUUUCAGUCACAACAAGGACAAAAAAAAUCCCUCUUGUGUAUGCUGAAGAGCUUUUCAGUUCUGAAAAAAAAAUCAAUACCAUAUUCACACUAAUGUUUGCUUGCAUAAAAUAUUGACUGUAGACAUACUGGCAGUUUUACAUAAAGACUUAAAAGCAAUCUUGAUCGUCUGAAAGGUUCUAAUUGUUCUUCCCCUUUCCUGAGAGGGUAAUGAAAGGACAACUAAAAAGCAGAACUAUAUAGUUAUUUUAUAACUGGCACUAACAAAUUUCAGCAAUUAUAGAGUCCAUUCUGUAAGCAAUGAAUGUGUGGCUCCCAAUUAAUCUAGUGUACCUCUAGGCAAGGUCUAAAUCAGCUGGAUACAGCUAAAGCAAUUUGCACACAGCUAAAAGCAAAUUGGAAAAUAAGUGUUCCACGCUACUGCCUAUCUUUCCAAGCCAAAUACACAAUGAUAUGCUGGCAGCAGCACUCUGUCGUGUUAUUUGCAGCUAUCAAUUUUAAUUAUAACAACUAUUGAUUAGUUGGGAAAGUGAAUAACCUAAUGUUCAAAUGAGAUUGGCACCGUUUCUGGGCAUCUUUUUUCCCUUUCGUGCAUACAUCUGUUUAGUCUUAGGAAAUACUAAGAAGAUACCUGCAUCACAUUACUGAGCUUAGCUAACUAUAUUUGAAGUUGCAGCAGUGAUUUUUGUUGCUGUUGUUUACAGCUAAAGUUGAUAUGAGUUGAACAAGGGCAUGAGGGCUCAGUUCAGGACUGCAGGCCAAAAUUUCCAAAUGUGGGCAGGCACCUGUUUUCUUACUUAACCACCCAACAAAUGAGCUGCUUUGUAAAGGGAGAGCGCUUCUGUUGCCCAGUGACUCCAGCUAUUUUGCUAUCUUACUUACUUUUAGACACAAGCUGUUUUUUUCUGUAGAACAGUGCUUCUCUUGGAACAGAGAAAAGAGGAAAUUAUCUAAUCCUUGCUGCACCGAGAGCUGUAUGAGUUUCAACUAAAUAAAUAGAGCCGAGAAGAGUACAUCCAGAGUGGAGCAGGGUUUCAGCCACAAAGGCUGAACACAAAUCCAAGUGUUUGGUGCAAGCUCAUCCAUGUGGCUAACCAAAUGCUCUCCUUUGCUGUGUUGCUGAAGACACACAGUUUUCACUUGGAGCGAUCCACCAAGCACUCAGCUACUGAGUGCUGCCUGCCAAAGACGCCCUCCAGGAGCAUUAUAGACUGCCUCCUCCAAGGCUGAUGCACAAGGGGAUGUCUCCCUCCAUGCCUCCAGCUUCUCCAGAGCUGAAACCUGUAGCUACUGGGGCAGGUGAAUUGGACAAGACCUCUGCACCAGAUCAUGAGCCAGAGAACAUGCUAACAGCACUUGACAUCACAGCAUGCAAACAAAGAAAAAAAUUACGAAGGUGUUGGAGUGAAUCCUGAAUAUGCCAAGCAGAGGAAUGGCCGUGCCUGGUAACAAAACUGCUCCCUGAGAGAAAAAUGGUGGAACCGUUCGGUAUACACACAGACGUGUCACCAAGGGAUCUGGUCAUCUUUGGUGUACGCGCACAUGAUGGAUACGAUAUCUCCUGCUCUGUAUUUUGUGUUUCCAAGCUCUUUUGCUCAGUGUCAGGAUUUAGUAUUCCCUUUCAAAUUAUUUUGCCCCACACUCCAAAGCUUCCAGCAGGCUCUGCUCAGUCUUAUAAAGAUGUGCUUAAAGACAGAGCUCUGUCCCAGCCUUUUUUCUUAUUCCUUUCUUUCUCUUCUGUUGAGUUAAGGGCAAAAACCAAAUAGAUAGCAGUUUCCUGCUUAACAGCGUUUGCCACAUUAGCUUUAUUGUAUCAGAGAACCAGGAAAAACUAUAGAUUACAGUCCCUUAGCUGGUGUAGAACAGUGCAAUUCAUAGUUUGUUAGUCCAUGAAUUGAUAAUCUCACAGCUUCUCAAUUAUGUAAAAGAUAGUAUUAAUAUUAAAACUACUGUGCCUAUCCAUAACUUUGGGAUCAGAAACAUUCUUCAAGGGACCAUACUCCAUCUACAAUAAGUGCUUCAGUUCAGAUUAAUACAGCUUCAUUUGCCCUGUCACUGUGCAGACAGAGUGGGCCUCAAGCCAGCUGAGGUCAAGUAGGUGUCCAACUAGGCAAAGUCAUUUUUACAUUCGGAGAGCAUGAGGUCAGCACACUGGAGAGAUUUAAGCACCAAAAAAGGUGUAGACAUAGGUAUCUUAUGGAUUUCCAGAAGUGCUAUCACAGGGUAGUUAGGCAUCUGGCAACUGUGUAGUAAAACACAUUUUGAGAUUCCUGCAAAGAGCUUUUUCUAGGCGCUUGAAUGCUCUUGAAAAUCCAGCUGCAUUUGCAGCAGAAACAUUCAACAACGUUGUUGUUUCCCUCUCCUGCUGCCUGAGGUCCACUGAGAUGUUACCCCAGUGCUAAGAUGCAAAGCUGUGAAGUACAGUGAAGUGCAGUACCCUUCAGGUGUGUGCUCUGCAGGAGGACAGCUGGGAGCCAUCUGGCUAAUGAAGGCACUGGGAGGCCAACAGCCCAGAGUGAGUGGCACCAUGUCCAUUGAGUGCUGGGGACCUGUUUUCUUGGCAGUCCUUGCUGCAUGCUAGGUGAAGGAAGUCAAAGUGGACACCAAAGAGCAUUAGACAAACCAUCUCCUGGUUGGCUUGGUCAUCAGAGUUGGCCACAAGCAAAUACACGGGAAAGAGCAAGAAGAAGAAACCUAUCUACACCAGUACUCUCCCACCUUCUGACAGUUUUCAUCCAGGGUAUUUUCUGACCUUCUUAUAUUUUUUCUACAUAACAGUGUACAAACUUUCUUCAGAGUGCUAGCUCAUUCUCCAGUUGGAUGCAGUAUAAACUUCCUGAAUUCACAGUGUUCUUUGCCAUGGACUAUCCACAUAUACUACAUAUUUCGUGAAGAUCUUCUGACUGCAAUGCCUCUUGUCUUUACUUGACAAACAUGGAUUCUUGUACUGGAAGUCGCAACAUACAAUUUCUCUAAUCAUCUUCCCUCUGUGUCUCUUGUGGUCUUUAAACAUAAAUGUAUUUUCUUAUAAGGGAUCUUUUUUUUUUGCACUGAAGUCAGCCAAACUAAUUGUUUUUUUUUUUUUCUUUUUCCCCUCUAAAUGGAGCCUAUUAAUCAUCCUUGUUAUCCUUCUCUGAACCUUUGGAUUUUCUGACGUAUCACUUACUGUUGUAGAGACAAAUGUCCAUCUUUCCAUUGUGAGAACUGCCCAAUUAUUUCUACCUUUAACUUCCUGGGUUUUAGCCAGUUACAUCUCUAUUUGUGCUUUUAUUCUGGUGAGUUCCCUUAAAAACAUAGUGACAUGGUUUGGGUAGAGAUAGAAUUAAUUUUCUUUGUGAAUGAUCAUGUGAUGCUGCAUUUUGGAUUUAUGUGAAAAGUGAUGUUGCAAACUCAACAAUGCUUCAGUUAUUGCAGAGCAGUAAUAGCACAGAGCCAAGAUCUUUUCUGCUUCUGGCGCUGCCCUGCCAGGCAGGAGCUGGGGAUACACAAGGAGAAGGGAGGGGAUACAGCCAGGACAGCUGACCUAAACUGGGUGAAGGGAUGACUCAUACUAUAUGGUGGGGGAGGUUUUCAAAGUGAAGCAUUUGUCUUCUCAAGAAACCACUGUGUGUGAUGAGCCCUGCUUUCCUGGAGCAUCUGCCUGUUGAUGGGAAGUAGUGAAUGAAUUCCUUAUUUUGCUUUGCUUUUCCUAGUAAUCUGUCUUUACCUCAACCCAUGAGUUCUUGCACUUUUACCUUUCUGAUUCUCUCCAUCACCCCACCUGGGGUGAGUGAGGGAGUGGCUGGGUAGCAGCUGCCUGCCAGGUUAAACCAACUCAGUAUGGGGCACAAAAGGUUUGAGGUAAUGACAGAUUUAAUUGGAGUGUAGAGGUGUUGUAGCUGUUUAGCUGCUAAUUGGCAGGCUCCUGUGCUUGUCAUGGGGCUUGCUUGCCUUAUUGUAUGUUAGAGUUCAGUGCUUGUUAGUGACUGCUUUUGCUUCUGCCGUUUGCUGUACUCCCUUAGCAUCUUGCUUUGCUGUGCCUGGGAACGUUUGGUAACAGUAUGUGCCUGGGUUGUCACAUGGAUGGAGUAUCACUGCUUUUCCUGUGCUGCUGUAUUGGACAGGCUGAGAUUCCAGUAUGAACUUGAGUCAGAGGGACGGUGACCUGUGGAUGAGUCCACAUGGGAGCAUGCGCACCUCUGUGUGUCUCUGGCUGUGGCACAACAGGUGCACCUUGCAGUGUUCAUGUCUAUGGAUAAGGCCAUACCAGAACACGGUGAAGAAUCUGUCACAGUGGAUAAGACCAUGACACAGCAGGUAUCUGAAGGGUCUGUGGCCAAUGGAUAAGGCCAUGCCAGAGCAGGUACACCUCUAAAGAACUGUAGUUAAUGGACAGUUCCAAACUGGAAGGGACAAGGAGAGGAGUUCUUUGCAAUGUUAAAUGCUGUGGCCUGAUCCAAAGGGACAAGGAGCAGAGAUUGUAAUAGCUAUAGCUUUAAAUUGUUCUAACCCUUUAUUUAAGUUAUAUAUUAUAAGGAAAUUCUAUAGCAGGAACCACUUGAAUCAAUGGAAGAUGAACCUCACAAGGAGCAGUGCAAGUACAGCAGUGACUCGACCUGAAUUGUCUUUGGCACCCAGUAACUCCAUGCAACACACUGCCUCUCCUGUCCUGAGCAACCACCGUAACAGAUAGAAGCUAAGACGUGGACUAAAAGAACUCAGUGGACAUUUUAUGGACAUUUCACAGGGAUGAUCCAUAGACUAAGGGAAUGAUAUCUGCAUAUCAAUUGAAAGGUUGUGACUAAUGAGAAUGUAUUGGAAAGUGUAGGACAUGAGCAUGACGUGAAUGAUAUGGAAUAAGGGGUGGAUACUGUCAUGGUUUUGUCUGGAAUAGAGUUAAUUCUCUUUGUAAAGGCUCAUUUGAUGCUUUUUUGUGUGUGUGUGUGUGAAAAUAGUGGGGAUAAAUCAACAAUAUUUUAGUUGUUGCAGAGCAGUACUUACACAGAGCCAAGGAUAUUUCAGCUUCUCAUACCACUCUGCCGUGAGGAGCUGGAGGUACACAAGAAGCUGAGAGGGGGCACCCCAACUGACCAGAGGGAUAUUCCAUACCAUGUAGUGUCAUGCUCAUCAAUAAAAUAUGGAGUAAAUAAAGAGGAAGGGUGGGAUGUUUGGAGUAAUGGAGUUUGUAUUCCCAAGAAACCAUUACGUGUGAUGAGCCCUGCUUUCCUGGAAGUGGCUGAAAAUCUGCCUGCCGAAGGGAAGUAGUGAAAAAAUUCCUUAUUUUGCUUUGCUUGUGCACUCUGCUUUUGCUUUACCUAGUAAACUGUCUUUAUGUCAACCUA